Molecule: messenger RNA, 2174 nt
Organism: Prunus mume (Japanese apricot)
Lineage: Eukaryota; Viridiplantae; Streptophyta; Magnoliopsida; Rosales; Rosaceae
Product: putative inactive purple acid phosphatase 27
Molecular function (GO): acid phosphatase activity; metal ion binding
Source: RefSeq, a predicted model, not a curated record
UAAACAUUGGGGUUUAUUCAUUUUGGACACAGAUUAUGAGCGUUCCAAAACCACAGAUGGAGGAGGGCUUCAGCUUCUUGUCCCUGAAAGUUGUGUUGCUAUUGGUUCUCUUAGUGCAGUUUACAGUUGCUGACAGUCACCAUAAGCAUGCUGGUGAUGGGGUGCAGCCACUGUCCAAGAUUCAAAUCCACAGAGCCGUUUACGAGCUUCACGAAAAUGCUUCCGUCAAAGCAUACCCUGUCCUUCUUGGCACCAAGGGGGAAGAUUCUCAGUGGGUAACUGUUGAAGUGGCAAGUCCUAAGCCUUCUGAAGAUGAUUGGUUGGCAGUAUUUUCUCCUGCAAAUUUCAACUCAUCGACCUGUCCAUCUACCGACGAUAGGCAAGAGACUCCAAAUAUAUGCUCAGCUCCAAUAAAGUACAGAUUUGCCAAUGAUUCCAAUGCUGAUUAUGUGAAGACAGGCGAAGCAUCUCUAAAAUUUCAAUUGAUCAAUCAACGUGCAGAUUUUUCGUUCGCGUUAUUCUCAGGCGGGCUGUUUAGCCCAAAACUGUUGGCAGUUUCUAAUGCUGUAAGUUUCGUGAAUCUGAAUGCACCCCUUUACCCACGUCUUGCUCAAGGGAAGUACUGGGAUGAAAUGACAGUAACCUGGACAAGCGGCUACAACAUUAUUGAAGCUGUACCUUUUGUUGAGUGGGGUCUUAAGGGAGAAGCUCAAAUUCAAUCUCCCGCAGGAACAUUGACUUUUCAUCGAGAAAGCAUGUGUGCUCCACCAGCUCGAACAGUAGGUUGGCGUGAUCCUGGUUUCUUCCACACAAGUUUUCUAAAAAAUUUGUGGCCAAAUUCAUUGUACACAUACAAGCUUGGUCACAGGUUAUCUAACGGUUCCAAUAUCUGGAGCAAGUCCUACCAUUUCAAGUCAUCACCAUAUCCAGGACAGGACUCAUUACAGCGUGUCGUUAUAUUCGGUGACAUGGGAAAGGCUGAGCGUGAUGGUUCGAAUGAAUACAAUGCCUACCAGCCGGGUUCACUAAAUACCACAGAUCAACUGAUCAAGGACUUGGAUAAAAUUGACAUAGUUUUUCACAUAGGAGACAUUGCCUAUGCCAAUGGAUACAUCUCACAGUGGGACCAGUUUACAUCGCAGGUGGAGCCUAUUGCAUCAGUUGUGCCAUAUAUGAUUGCAAGUGGAAAUCAUGAACGAGAUGUCCCAGGGACCGGAUCCUUCUAUGACGGUAAUGAUUCUGGUGGCGAAUGUGGUGUGCUAGCUGAGACUAUGUUUUAUGUUCCAGCUGAAAACAGAGCUAAGUUCUGGUAUUCAACAGAUUAUGGUAUGUUCCACUUCUGUAUAGCUGACAGUGAGCAUGAUUGGAGGGAAGGCUCUGAGCAGUACAAAUUCAUUGAGAAAUGCCUUGCAUCUGCAGACAGGCAGAAACAGCCUUGGCUGAUAUUCGUCGCUCACCGUGUUCUUGGUUAUACAUCCUCUUCCUGGCGAGAUGGCUCAUUUGGUGAGCCCAUGGGAAGGGAAAGCUUGCAAAAGCUUUGGCAAAAGUACAAGGUGGACAUUGCAUUUUUUGGCCAUGUCCAUAACUACGAAAGAACAUGCCCCAUUUACCAGAAUCAGUGUGUAAAUACAGAAAAAUCGCAUUAUUCGGGAACCGUCAAUGGAACAAUCCAUGUUGUUGUUGGUGGAGGAGGCAGCCACUUAACAGAUUCUGGUCCAGUGCAGACAACUUGGAGCCUCUUCAGAGAUUCUGACUUUGGCUUUGUAAAACUUACGGCAUUUAACCACUCGUCGCUUCUCUUGGAGUACAAGAAAAGCAGUGAUGGGAAGGUCUAUGAUUCCUUCACAAUCUCAAGGGACUACAGGGAUGUCUUGGCAUGCGUUCAUGAUGGCUGUGAACCAACAACUUUAGCUACAUGAUCGAUCAAUUUAUGCGUUCUUGACAGGAAAUUGGCUUUAAUUACAAUUGUAUAAUACAAAAUAUAAAUCUUCUCAAAUUAUUUCUACAUGGACCUUAUUACAAAAAUGUCUUGUUCUUGUCACUCCCCCAUAAUGCCCAUCUUAUCAUUCUGCAUUAUAAAGGAAGAGCUUGUGUUUCCGUUGUAAACUAAAACUACAAUGAAUAUUUACAUCUCUAUGUAUCAAGCAAAAUGCUCUUAUGGUUAAAUUUUCAAA